CACUAGUGUCUGUUGGCAGUAGGCAGCUGUAGAUCACUGGGCUAAGUCCUUGUCGGGGAAAUGUUAGUUGUAGGCGAAUGCGUUUCAGUCRAUCUGCGCAUGCGUCUUGGCCGCGAUAGUCUGUCGCCAUAACAACGCUUUGUUGACAAGUGAUACCUGCUGGAGAAGCGAAAUGAAACUCAAACGAUUCCUUCUCAGAUAUUAUCCACCAGGUAUCAUCCUGGAAUAUGAGAAAGGAGGAGCUCUGAAGACUAAAUCCAUUGAUCUGUUGGAUUUGUCUCCGGAGACAGACACCGAGGAGUUAAUAUCAGAGAUCAGGAAAUCGGAGCCACUGAUCACAGCAUCACGCGUCGACCAAGUCAAACUCUUGAUCCUCAGACUGCAGGAGAAACUGGGUCAGCAGGACAACCGCAGAUUCUACCUCUUCAAGGCGCUGCAGGCGCACAUACUGCCACUGACAAACGUUGCCUUCAAUAAAUCAGGCUCGAGAUUUAUAACUGGGAGCUAUGACAGGACAUGUAAAAUAUGGGACACGGCGUCAGGUGAGGAGCUGCACACACUGGAGGGCCACAGGAACGUGGUGUACGCCAUCGCCUUCAACAACCCCUAUGGGGACAAGAUUGCCACUGGGUCCUUUGAUAAGACCUGCAGGCUGUGGAGUGUAGAGACGGGCAAAUGUUUCCACACCUUCCGAGGACACACUGCUGAAAUAGUGUGUUUGGCGUUUAACCCUCAAAGUACCUUGGUGGCCACGGGUAGCAUGGACACUACGGCCAAGCUAUGGGACAUCCAGACUGGAUCGGAGGUGUCUYCACUGACAGGCCACUCAGCAGAGAUCAUCUCCUUGUCGUUUAACACAGUGGGUGACCAGCUAGUCACUGGCUCCUUUGACCACACUGUUUCUCUGUGGGAAUCGAGUGGGAAGUGUAUGGCCACACUAGCAGGCCAUGAAGACGAGGUGCUGGAUGUGUGUUUCGACUACACCGGUCAACUCAUAGCCACCGCCUCGGCUGAUGGCACAGCGAGAGUGUACAGCGCUGUCAGCUACCAGUGCAUCUCCAGACUGGAGAGCCAUGAGGGAGAGAUCUCCAAGAUCUGUUUUAACGCUCAGGGCAGUAGAGUUCUGACGGCCAGCGCUGACAAGACGGCUCGCCUGUGGGACGUCCAGUCUGGCGUCUGUCUGCAGGUCCUCGAGGGACACACGGACGAAAUCUUCUCCUCUGCCUUCAACUACGAGGGUGACACCAUCAUCACAGGCAGCAAGGACAACACCUGUCGCAUCUGGCGCUGACCCAUCCUAUGGUCAGUGGUCAGUAGGGUGUGUGAGGAGGGUAAGGCCAUCUGUCCAUCCCCCAACAAGAAGAUGACUCCAACAUGGCCCCGAUUGAAGAUGCCCUUCCUGGAAGUUAUCACUGACCCAACGUAUGUGACCUCUAAUCUCCUAGUUGCUGUGGAGUAAGAUUCAGUAGAACAGAUAGCUUUGGUGAAUGAAUUUGGUCCCACUGUCAUUUUACUAUGUAGCACUGUCUAGACAGACAGUUUAGCGCUGUGGAUGCAUCACAAUGGCACCCAAUCCCUAUUAAGUGCACUACUUUUGAGCAGGGCCUAUAGGGCUUUGCGGCCUGCAUUCACCGGUUAGGAUUUGACCUGGACUGGUCACUUUGGUCCUCUGUCAUGUCCAGUGUUUAUAAUCAGUGUUUAUUUGUGUGUUAAUUGUAGAAUGGGCUGGACGGAAAAUGUUUUCUCUACCCCUCUUUUGCUCAAUAAAGUCUAUUCAUGCUCACA
This is a messenger RNA of Salvelinus sp. IW2-2015, 1785 nucleotides long. RefSeq names its product dynein assembly factor with WDR repeat domains 1. Gene Ontology annotation, molecular function: protein binding. Lineage: Eukaryota; Metazoa; Chordata; Actinopteri; Salmoniformes; Salmonidae. The record is from RefSeq and is a predicted model, not a curated record.